Coregonus clupeaformis (lake whitefish) is the source of this 1244-nucleotide messenger RNA. Its product is annotated as annexin A3. Gene Ontology annotation, cellular component: cytoplasm. NCBI's taxonomy places the organism in Eukaryota, Metazoa, Chordata, Actinopteri, Salmoniformes, Salmonidae. Bases 123 to 1094 code for a protein of 323 amino acids. Gene Ontology annotation, molecular function: calcium-dependent phospholipid binding; phospholipase inhibitor activity; calcium ion binding. The record is from RefSeq and is a predicted model, not a curated record. The transcript is spliced from 13 exons.
CUCAGCUCAGGUAAAGGUGUGGUACUGUGUUGUAAUACGCGGAAGGUUUCUGCUGUUGCCUACUGUGUUGAGUGGUAGCUAAACUUCAGACACGGAGAUCACCGGUCCAUAUCACCAUUGAAAUGGCAAAUGCAUGGACCGGGGAGAGAGGGAGCAUCAAGCCCAAGGCAGAUUUCAACGCAAAGGAUGACGCUGUGGCUCUCAGCAAGGCCAUGAAGGGACUAGGUACAAACGAGAAGACCUUAAUAGAUGUUCUAACUCAGAGGAGUAGUAGUCAACGUCAGCUCAUCUGUAAAGCUUACCAAGAAGCAACUGGCAAGACUCUGGUGGAGGACUUAGAAGGGGACACCCAUGGUCACUUUGAGGACCUGCUGGUUGCGCUGGCCACGCCCCCUGCCGUCUAUGACAGCCAGGAAGUCACCAAGGCCAUGAAGGGAAUUGGGACUAAAGACAGUGUCUUGAUAGAAAUCUUCGCCUCAAGAUCCAACAAACAAAUUAAAGAGCUGUCUGAUGCCUAUUUAAAACAAACUGAGAGGAAGUUGACCUUGGACCUGAAGAAGGAGAUUUCGGGAGAAUUUGCUGAAGCUAUUCUCAUUCUGGCCGAGGGCAAGCGGGAUGAGAACACCCUUGUGGAUGCAGCCAAGGCCAAAGAGGAUGCCAAGACUCUUUACAACGCGGGGGGGAAGAAGUGGGGGACAGACGAGUCCAAGUUCAUCAACAUCCUGUGUCAGAGAAGCAUACCUCAACUCAGACAAACUCUGGUGGAAUACAAGACCGUCAGUGGGAAGAGUCUGCAGGAGAUCAUUGAGGGAGAGAUGUCUGGGAAUCUAGAGGAGCUACUGGUGGCCAUUGUGAAAUGUGUGAAGAAUGUCCCAGCAUACCUAGCUGAACGCCUGCAUCAAAGCAUGAAGGGCGGAGGAACGGAUGAGUGCACCCUAAACCGUAUCAUGGUCAGCCGGUCAGAGAUAGACAUGCUGGACAUCAGAGCAGAGUUCAAGAAGCUUUAUAGCUAUUCCCUGCACUCUGCCAUCGAGUCGGAUACAUCUGACUGCCAUGGGGACUGUCUCAAGCAGAUCUGUGGAGGGGACGAUUAAGAAUGUAACACAAUGGAGGGGACGACUAAGACAGUAACACCACACUGCAGGCAGAAGAUACCUGUGUAUCAUAGUGUUACUGCUACUGUUACUGUUACUGCUACUGCUACUGCUACUGCUACUGUUACUGUUACUGUUACUGUUACUGUU